Adineta steineri is the source of this 342-nucleotide messenger RNA. The record is from the annotation of a GenBank genome assembly. Lineage: Eukaryota; Metazoa; Rotifera; Eurotatoria; Adinetida; Adinetidae.
AUGCCACAACUUCAUUCAUUCAAUUUUUAUAUUUGUACUUAUAAAAAUAAAACUGAUUUAGCAUAUUAUAUAUCUUGUGAAGAUAUUCAACGAAUAUUUACAAAUAUCAAACAGCAACAUGUAGCUAGUGUCGUCAAUGGUAUUAAUCAUAUUAAUCAUAAAAAAAUGAUAUGUCAUAUUUUCACAGUUCCAUUUUUAUUCGAUCGUCUCGAAGAUAUUGAUGUGGUUCCAUUUUAUCAUGGAUUCUUCAUUCGUAUUGCUCGAGCUUUUCCAUUACUGAAGAACUUUCGUAUUCUAAAUUUUAAAUCACAAUCAUCACGUAAUUCUGAUGUGUUCAUCUAA